CGAAGAGCUUUUGUCACCAUCAUACAUGUCAAACUCACGAAGAUAGGUUAACAUGAUGGACAGGUUUACUCUUCUCACCCUCUGCUUUACUUUGAUCCUUCAGUAUGUUUGUUGUAUGACGAAAUCUUUCAAUGUGAGUGAACCUCUAAAUCACACGCUGAAUGAAGAUGGGUCAGUCUCUGUCAUAUGCAUGUUUGAUGGAGAAGGUUUGGAAUGGGAUGCUAAGUUAAAAAUGAACAAAGAAUAUAUUUGUGAGCUUUACCCAAAAGAAAGCCAAUCCGAAUAUAAAAUGUGUGAUUGGGAUCUUAAAGACAACAAAUUCAAGUUCACCAUAAAGAACCUGGAGGCCAGGCACAAAGAUCAACUGUAUUCAUGUGAGAUAUCCAGAAUAAAUCCAUUUCCAAUCAGUACUAAAAAUGGAGCGAAAACUAAGCUUUUCCCAGGAGUCAAUAUUCCUUUGCCUCUGCCGAGGAUCAAUUGUUCAAGCACUGGUUCAACAGCUGAACUGAAGAAUGGAAAUUCUACAGACAUUAAGAUUAAUAUCUUAAUAUUGGGACUGACUGUGGUGGUGUUAAUGCUCUCUGUCUAUAGCAUUAUUCUUACCAGCAUCUACAUCAGAUUGAGGGUUACAAAGUAUGAAUCAUCUGACACAUUGACCUAUGUGCCAAUGCAGAGGAAAGUUAAACGGUGUGAUCUAGAAAACACAGAAUACGUAGACAUGUGUAAGUUGCAGAAACAGGUAGGAUCCAUCAGAGAUAUGAACCACAACUCUCAUCCGAUUGCCUCUGUCAGAGCCAAAUAGCAAAUAUCUAGUGGCAUGCUCAUGAUGGCAUAUCAGAGCAUACACUUUACCUUCUUUAGGACUCACACAGCUGGAUAAGAUCAUGUUAAUCUACACUAAAGAAUGUCGCAGGUCUAAAUGAUCAGCUUACUGUACUUACAGUAAUGGUCAGACAAAAAAAAGACUUUCCUUAAUGCCAGACAAUCUGCAUAUUGCUGUAUUGUGUCUGCUCUCUGUUGCAGAAUGUUUUUAUCUGGUAGCCUCAUGAAUUACAUUCAGCCAUUGUAGCUAUGCAUAUCAGAAUGUUUAUAUAUUUGGCAUUUUAUGCAUUUCAUGGAACUUGAACCAUAUUAAUAUCUGGUAAUGUUCAAUACAAGAAAGUGCUUGAUUGUUAAUUUUUUUCUUCUUCAAAGAUUAUAAUGAUUAUCAGAUUAUCAUUUUUGUGUAUUAUGUAUUAUUUUGAAAUAUAGAAUACAGAGACUACAUGUAUUUGUUCUUAAAAUGACUAAUUUGAUCCAGAUAUUUUAAAGAUAAAACCAGGAAAGUUUUGCACUGCAAACAUUUAUAGUGUGUUUACAGUAAAUUCCUGGCUACUAGUUUCACAGUAUAUUUUACAGUAGUAUCUCUAUAAUUAUUACAAAAAUAUACUGUAUACUGUAUAAGUAUACUGUAACAGUGUACAGGACCAAUAAAUUACUGUAAUGUAGCAGUGCUGUGUCGUAGACUCACAAUGAUCAUCUGUAUUUUUUACAGAGAUAUGCUUAUAUGCUUGUAAAUUGUCACCAUCAUUGAGAUUUGCAUGCUGAGUGUUGAUAUCUUGUGUGCCUGAUUGACAGCUUGUGAUAAAAGGUUAAUGAGUGAUAAAACCAACCAUAUUGGCUUUGCAAAUAUCCAUUCCUCAUUGUUCAAAUAAAAUAAUAGUAUUUCUUUAUUUUCCAAUACAUCAUUUGAUGUAGUUUAUAUACCAUGGGCCAACAUAAAGUCAUCCACUAAAUGUAAUAUAUUCUCCAUACAUCACAGUUUACCUUUACAUUUAUGCAUUUGGCAGACGCUUUUAUUCAAAGCAACUUGCAGUGCUCUUAUUACAGGGACAAUCCCCCUGGAGCAACCUGGAGAUAAGUGCUUUACUCAAGAACACAAUGGUGGUGGCUGUGGGGAUCGAACUGACAACCUUCUGCUUAAAAGUUUAGUGCUUUUGCCCACUACACCACCACCAAUCCAAUAACUUGUGUUCUCAUACACAAUUGCAACAAUAGCGAAAAAUUUCAUUGGAGAUAAAUAAGAUAAAGUCCCAUCCAAAGCGAACACUAAAAACCAUAAUGGUGACUCCAAACGAAACAAAAUUUUCCCAUAAUGCAAUGCGAUUUCCAAAUGUAUUUUUUUCACAGUAAUUUGUUGUGUUGUGACAGAAAAUGACCUAGCCUGCAUAGAUUUUACAGUAAAAUAUUGAAAACAGAUAAAUCUGGUAAAACCCUGGCAAUUUCUGUGGUAAUAACAAGAAUAGAUCUUUCUAUUGGCUUCGGAUAGACCUGAAAAUAGUAAUUUUUACUGAAACGAUCUGCCUACAAUUACAAAAUGUCUGAGGUCACACACAAGCAUGUAAGGUCACAUAUAGUAAAAAAACAAACAAAACAUGUCUCUCAAUAUUGAUCCUAUGUUCUACAUAUAUCAGAAUAUCACAAUUUCUAUUUUACAUUCAUUAAUCUUCAUUCUGAAGUCAUUGUGCUAUUUUGACAUUUCUAACAGUAAGGCUCCAUAUGAUUAAAAUCUAGUGUUUGUAUUAGUCCUGAUUAGGAAGAAUAAAUUAAUAAAUGUACAUUAAUAAUUCAACGUUACUCUGAUUGUAAAGUACUUACUUGUACAGCACACUCUUAUGUUGUCGAGUAGGGCUGCAACAAACGAUUAUUUUGAUAAUCGAUUAAUCUAACGAUUAUUAGAACAAUUAUUUGACUAUUCUGUGAUUAUUGCAGCGAUUAAUCAUUAUCUCUUAACCAAUUAGUCAGCUUGUGCCUGACUUAAAAGAUUGUAUUAAAUGUGCUUACUAAGAAUAAAGAGGACAAAAUCAUCUUUUAAAAAUACCUCUAA
Messenger RNA from Xyrauchen texanus (razorback sucker), 2866 nucleotides. RefSeq lists its product as uncharacterized. The coding region runs from base 53 to 802 and encodes 249 amino acids. NCBI's taxonomy places the organism in Eukaryota, Metazoa, Chordata, Actinopteri, Cypriniformes, Catostomidae. Gene Ontology annotation, biological process: T cell receptor signaling pathway; regulation of T cell proliferation. The record is from RefSeq and is a predicted model, not a curated record. The transcript is spliced from 5 exons. Gene Ontology annotation, cellular component: external side of plasma membrane.